GAAUCGUUGAUCUCCUUGUUUAAUCCAGUCAGACCCUUUACUUUGUUCCCGUACCUAUUACUGACUACAGACUCACAGACUCGCCUGCACACAGGUGGCCGAUCAGACCCUCACUAUCUACGGGGUAAACAUAUCAGAUUCAGCUGCAAGAUUGUACCCAAGUAUAUACAUCCAUUCCCGAGAUGGAUACGGUCGUAAAGCAUGGCCAUACGUUUGGGCCGGACGAUCUUUAUGUCCGCCAACUGGAAGGAUUACUCAAGGAGUCCUCUGAUGGUUCAGCAGUUUUACCACUGCCGACACCGCCGACACAUGCUCCAGUCUCGCUAUAUCUGACCCAGCAGGAGACUGGAACACGAGAGCCUUCCAGCGACCAGGUCUUCUUCGAAGCCAAUGUCACACUCUCCACGAUCGCAUACCGCCUGACAGCACCGUAUUGGCAGGCCAGAGUCAAUUCCCAUGCAUCUGGUUUCCCGCAUCUAAUUGUAACUUAUUUGAGGGUACAGAGCUGGCCACAAAAAAAACGCUGGUCCGUUCAUUACGGUACCUUUAGUUUCUUCGAGGCUGAUAAGGACCUUGGUUUAGUUUUACUGAAUACUAGCGUGACAUCGAAAUCACAGAAAAGGAGACCACCUCCGACUACCCCAUUCGACGUUGUCGUGGUUCGUUAUUCUGUGCCCGUGGUCUCAAUGUAUACGCUCAUAUUAUGGUACCGAUGUCUUUCCGAGGGAAUCAUGCGAUCAAAGGAAUUGCCACUAGCGCUAACACUUCAAGCCGGUCUUCACCAAGUCGGUGUGCCGGAAUACUCAGAUUCCCGUGGACAACAUCCGACACCCGUACUACGAUCCUCCGGUAUACCUGGGUCGUCACCACCCGGAAAGAUCUCAAAGGUUAGCUCCCAGCUUCAGGUCAAGCCGCAGUCAAACGUCAAGAAUAUCCAAUCUUUUUGGAACAAUUCAGUGAAAUUGAAGAUCAGGAACGCGGCUGUCAACAGCGGCGUCGAUCCUCGUAGGUAUUCCAUUAAGGGCGGAGUCAGACUGGAAAUAGGACUUAGAUUGGACCGCAUAUCUCCUGCUCUAGCGAAUAAUAAGACAACCCUUCAGCAAAUGUUUGAUACGCCACCUACUGAAGCUGCUGGGAUCAGGAAACGGUAA
Molecule: messenger RNA, 1151 nt
Organism: Desarmillaria tabescens
Lineage: Eukaryota; Fungi; Basidiomycota; Agaricomycetes; Agaricales; Physalacriaceae
Exons: 6
Coding region: 183-1151 (322 amino acids)
Source: RefSeq, a predicted model, not a curated record